UAAGCUUUAUUAAAUUGCAAUAUUGUAUGCUGCGUAUGUUUAUUGUUUACGUUACGUUUAAUUGCACCUUUAUGUAGCGGUUAUCUUCGUCGAAGUUGUAGGGUUUUUUUUAAAGCUAAAGCAAUAUUUUUCAUAAUACUGUCUUGGGUUCUUUAGAUAGCAAAAAGUUAACUUUUCUACUUAUGCAAGCUUUUUGUUAUAUCGUGUUAUUUAUGUAAUAAACUUGUUUUUACGAAACAGUUAUAUAAUAUUUAACACGCAUUGUUAGCUCUGAUUUUUUUUCUGAGUGUGCCUGAACGCAUCACAGAUCCAAGUUAACCAACACAUUCUUCCCCCUGAUUUCCAAACCUUUCAGAGCUCCUGCAGCCUCAGGCUCCCCCUCUGAACGGCUUUGAGCUCCAGCAGCACCAUGGCCCAGCACUUUCACCUGAAUACACCUCUGCUGGAGAGUGUCAGCAUGUCCAAACGAGCAGGAACCACCGUCUACUUGAAGAUGGAGAGUUCCCAGCCCUCUGGUUCUUUUAAGAUCCGGGGAAUCGGACACCUGUGCCAGCAGCUCUCCAGACAAUCUACAGGAGUCGUCUGCUCGUCGGGUGGGAAUGCAGGUAUGGCUGCAGCCUACGCAGCCAGGAAACUUGGCGUGCCCGCCACCAUCGUAGUUCCUGCCUCCACUCCACAGCUGGUGGUGGAGAGACUCAAGGAUGAGGGCGCCACUGUCCGGAUUGCAGGGAAGGUUUGGGAUGAAGCCAACGCAGAGGCUCUCAGACUGGCAGAAACCGAAAGGCUGACGGUCAUUCCUCCUUUUGAUCAUCCUUUACUUUGGGAAGGCCACGCCAGCAUGAUUGCAGAGAUCGCAGCCUCUCUGGGUCCUGGAGUGAAGCCUGGGGCUGUGCUGCUCUCUGUGGGUGGAGGAGGCCUCUUCUGUGGGGUUGUCCAGGGCCUGAAGGAUGCGGGCUGGAAGGACGUGCCCAUCAUCGCCAUGGAGACAGUGGGGGCUGACUGUUUCAAUGCUGCCAUUAGAGCAGGGAAGCUAGUCACUUUAGAUGACAUCACCAGCGAAGCGAAAUGUCUCGGAGCAAAGACGGUCUGCAAACAAGCCUUUGAUUAUAGCCAGUGUGGCGAGAUGACCAUCAUCUCAGAGGUGGUGACGGACCAGCAGGCUCUGCAGGCCGUCCUCAACUUCCUGGAUGAGGAGCGUGUGCUGGUGGAGAUGGCGUGUGGAGCUGCGCUCGCCGCUGUUUACGGCGGCCUCAUAGGCAGAUUGCAGACUGAGGGGCGCCUUCCUGCUCCUUUGGGCCCCCUGGUGGUAAUAGUGUGCGGUGGCAGCGGCGUCAACACGGAGCAGCUGACGGCACUGAAGCAAAAACUACUUGCUUAAAGCAGAAACAUUCAAACUUUUUUUAAGAAACCCACGUUUUAGCCAUCUGUGUUCACAGCAGGUGGUUGUAAUGUAUGGAAUCUAACAAUCUGCUCCACCCACAUCAAGAUCAAGUUUAUUUUUUGUCAAAAGCCCUUUAGGAUGAUGGUCUUCCUGAAUAAUUAUGACAGCUUUCUUACAAAAUGGAGCAACUCUAAUAAAAAAGUAACUUCCUAGUUUGAAAUAUGUAGUAUAAAUAAGACAUUUCUUUUUAUUAUAGAUUCAGUUAGCACCCACGGUUCUCAGCACAGAAAAGUAUGAAAUGCAAUUAAUACAUUUUUGGGGAGGAAAUCCCCUUAAAAUUCUAAAUUUAUGUUAAAGGGUAAAGAUAUUUGCAGUUGUUUAAAUGAAAGCAUAAACACAGUUCAAAAUGUGAAAUGUGUCCGUUGAAAUAAAUAUCUUUAAGAAGAAA
This is a messenger RNA of Oryzias melastigma (Indian medaka), 1829 nucleotides long. It is a transcript of the gene sdsl, whose product is annotated as serine dehydratase-like. NCBI's taxonomy places the organism in Eukaryota, Metazoa, Chordata, Actinopteri, Beloniformes, Adrianichthyidae. The record is from RefSeq and is a predicted model, not a curated record. Gene Ontology annotation, molecular function: pyridoxal phosphate binding; threonine deaminase activity; L-serine ammonia-lyase activity. Gene Ontology annotation, biological process: L-serine catabolic process; L-threonine catabolic process. Bases 410 to 1378 code for a protein of 322 amino acids. The transcript has 8 exons.